GAGGAAUAUUUGCUGAAAUAGAGAUUAUAGGUACUUUUAUUGUCAUUUUUUCUCGUUAGAUUUUUUUUAUCGUUUUCAAGUUUUUCUUGAAUACUUUACAAAUAAAAGCAAAAACUCUGAUGUUUAAAAAAAGGCACACAAAUAAUAUUUAAAAAGUGUAAUUAAUAAAAAACUAUACAUUUUAGAAAUCAAUAUGUCUCUGACGAAGAGUUGUGUUUGAACAGUUGUCAUGGCAACGCUUCAAAACAUUUAUGGUGGGAAGGGAAUUCUGAGCAAAGAAUAAAAUUUGAUAAAAAGCCACAACUAUCUAAAAGUGAUGCAUGUUUAUCAAGUAACAAAUGUAACAAAAAGUUACAACCGAUGAAAGAAUGUCCGUACAAUCCUAGAAGUGAAUAUUACGUGCAGCCUAAUCAUUUAAGGGAAAGUACUAAGAGUUCAUUUAUGCAAAAAGUUGUGUCCACAAAAAUGAUGUGCAUUAAAACUUUGCAAAAUCGAUUAACAGAUGCUCAUUAUCAUUUAAAUGAGUUGUCCAACGAAAACAAACUUUUAAAGACGUUGCAAAGAAGACAAGAUUUAGCAUUAAGAAAAUAUGAGGGAACUAAUGCAGAAUUGCCUAGAAUAAUAAAUACUCAUCAUGAAGAAUUGAGAAUACUGCAGUCUAAAUAUAAAAAGUUGAAAUGUCAACAUAGGAGUAACUGCGAAUUACUGAAGCAGAAGGAAGUAAAGAUUCUUUUAAUUCAGGAUCAAAAUAAACACUUAUUACAAUUAAGUAAAGAUCGAAAUUUAGAAGAGAGAGAAAGUCUGAAAUUAAAGUUAUCAGAUUUAAAUUAUAAAGUGGAACAGCAAGAGAAAACUAUAGAUACGUUAAAUAAAAAGCUGGCUAUAGAGACUAAACAUUUAAAGCAACAGUUACAUUUAGAGAUUACCAAACACAAGGACACACAAAAGAAGUUGCAGGAAACAAUCAACAGGUUGAAAUCCGCUGAAGAACUUCUCGAAAACAAAGAACAGAAAUUAGUAUAUAAAAAGCAAUUAAAUUUAUCGCAUUCAAUGCAAAGUACAAGAAGAAUAUCUCAUCUUAAUUUAGAAAAUAGGUUGGACAGCUCUGAUGGUGAAAAUGUAAACACUUCAAAAGUCUCUCUUAAUGAUUUAGAACACUGGAAAGACUCUUUAAACAUAAGAGAUAUCGAAAAAUUUAUUGAACAGCUGAAUUUAUUUAAACGAUUAAAUGCAUUGAAUUCCACUUUCACUAAUUCAGAAUGUCCUGUAAUUAAGAUGAUGGAAUGUGAUGAGGAAACAAAUUUACCUUUGGAAAAUUUAGGAAGCAAUGAAAAUAAUAUUGUGAUACAUGAGCAAGAUGCUGAAACGGAGAUAAAAUUUUAUAAUAAUAAUGAAAAUUAUAGAAGAAUGGAUUCAGAAAUUCCUUUGGAUAAUAGAACUGAAUCUCCUAACUUAGUUGAAAGUAUUGAUACAAGUUUACCGAAACUAGAAAAGUUACAUAUAAAAUACUCUAUAAGUGAGGAAUCAGAACCAGAAAGUUUUGGAGAAGUAAACGAGGAAAUUAAAGACGAAAUCAUUAAUACUGCACAUACUGAAAACGAUUUGACAGAAAAUUUAAGAUUUAAAAGGAAGAUUACUUACGAUAAGGAUAGAUUACUUGCAGUAAUGAGGGCAAUUGAUGAUAAUGAAGUAUUAAAUAUGUAACUACUCCUGGAAAAGAAACUUCAAGUUCAACAUAUAGGGAAGUCUACAACAUCUGGAGAACUUUAUACAUUAAUAGUGUGAAAAGUAAAAGAAAUAAAUAUUUAUAUAAUAAAAAUAAUUUCAUUUUAUGAAGGUGUGCUUAUUAGUUUUUUUUAAUUUUUUUAAAUCCGGCAGUAC
Leptopilina heterotoma is the source of this 1881-nucleotide messenger RNA. Its product is annotated as lebercilin-like protein. Lineage: Eukaryota; Metazoa; Arthropoda; Insecta; Hymenoptera; Figitidae. Gene Ontology annotation, biological process: intraciliary transport. The coding region runs from base 361 to 1704 and encodes 447 amino acids. The record is from RefSeq and is a predicted model, not a curated record. Gene Ontology annotation, cellular component: axoneme. The transcript has 8 exons.